AUAGGUAGCAGACGUCAGGAAGACAUUUUCUAAAGUCGAGGUAGCUCGUCAUCUGCUAGACGGUGAAAGGAAUGAAUGACUUUGUUCCAUAAUGAACUUAGUGGUAAUAGUCCUACAACGCUUGCUAGCGUAACAUUGCGCAGUAUUUUUGAUUAGUUGAAGUUAAUCGAUUAUCUAUUAUUACCAAAAAGUUGUUCUUAAAAUGCAAGGGUGCAUUUAAAAUGGCGCUGGGUGACUCGAGUGAAGUGUCAAAGGUCGAUUUUUCUGUUCCUUUUUUUUCGCACUUAUAUACGCAUUAAUAAUUUUGCUCUGUCAAUUAGAUUCGAAGAACAGAGCUUUCUUUAUAUAAUCGGAACGUGUUUCGUUCGAGAAUCUUCGUUGACACAAAGACAAUUUCCAAGGAGAGAUGAACGCUCAUGAUGGAGGUUGUUGUUGACCUGUUUAAUAAGUUUAAUGAGAGCCUGGGAACAUAUACUUUCUCAAGAUUGAUAGGUCAAUUUAUCGAAAAAUAUCAAACAUCAGCUACCUUAUUCGUUGUUGCUGGUUGUUCGUUAUUUAUAAUUCUGGUAGGAUUAAUAAUUAUAUUAAGAAAAUGGAAGAACAAAGAAUUUCUACCCGAGGUCAAGCAGUUUGUGGGUGUUGGCACUGGCAAGCCAAGAUUCAGGAAGAGAGACAAAGUUCUCUUCUACGGCAGGAAGAUGUUGCGAAAAGUCAAGUCAAUAAGUGGCCAGGUACAUCCAACGGGCCAAGGAAAAAAGCGUCGAGCUGUUAUGCGAUUUGCUAGAAGGCUUUUGCAACUGAAGAAGGAUACUGUGCCGCAACAGCUUAAGGUAUUGGAACCACCAGCUGAGUACCUUGAGGAAGAUUUAGGACCUGGAGAAAGAGUUCCGCCAGACGCACUCUACAUGCUCCAGAGCAUAAGAGUGUUUGGUCAUUUUGAAAAGCCUGUCUUCCUCAAACUUUGCAAACACACUGAAAUCAUGAACUUAGCAGCUGGAAGCAGUCUAUUUAAAAUUGGAGAUCCCGAUGAGAAUGUUUUUAUAGUACAGCAAGGUUUGGUAAAUGUAUUCAUCACAGGAUCGGAUGGCUCUCAGAUCUCAUUGAAAUUGGUGAAGACAGGAGAGUCAGUUACCAGUCUCUUAAGUUUUACUGACGUACUUACCGGCCAUACUAGCACCUACAAGACUGUGUCUGCCAGAGCAGUGGAAGAUUCUGUUGUAGUCAAAUUGCCAAUGCACGCAUUUCAAGAGGUCUUCCAAGAUCAUCCAGACGCAUUCAUUCGAGUUAUCCAGGUCAUUAUGGUUCGCCUACAACGCGUGACAUUCACAGCCUUGCACCACUACCUCGGUCUUUCGGCAGAGUUAGUCAACCAGGGUUCACAUAAAAAGAAACAGAGUCCAUUUUCCGGGUCACCUGUGCGCUCGAGGACCCGGGAGAGUUUUCCCGGACACAACGCGGAUAAUGUAUCCAGUAUGUAUACCGGAAAUGAACACGAAGGCAGUGAGAUGUUCCACAGAGACUCGUCGAACAUCAUCGGCUCACAGCCAGUUCCCAUCCUGGUAAAUCGCAAGUCGAAGAACAAUCUUGACUGGAAGGGUCAAAGUUCGAGUCCACAACCCAGCCAAAUCACUCCGGACAUGGUACCAGAAUGCGAUUCUCACUGGUCCGGUUCCUCCGGAACAAACUACCAGCAAGGAUCUCUUCAAGGUGGUGCACCAGAUAUUAUGUAUUCGGGAUCUAGUUACUCUAGGAAACGGUCGACGCACGAGGGUCCUCAACAACAGCUGGACGAGGCACAGCUGGUGCAAAUUGCCACAGAUGCAUUCGUAAAGGAAUUUGGCUUAGAAGAUGAUUCGGUUCUUAAGGAUGGGAAAGUCCAAAUCCGGGAAGUGCCCGCCGGUACUUAUCUUAUGAAGGAGGAGUCACACAAGGACGUAGCCCUGGUCUACGUUCUAUCCGGAUGCUUGCUAGUGAGUCAACGCGUUGCAGAAGGUCGAGAUGCUGGUCAGGAAGUCCACAUGUUCACAGCGCAUCAGGGUGAAAUAGUAGGUGGUCUCGCAGUGUUAACUGGUGAACCAUCCUUCUAUACCAUACGCGCAAAACAUGCGAGUCGGAUAGCCUUGUUAUCAAAAUCAACAUCCUUCGCCAUCAUGCGAGAAAAACCCAACGUUGUUCUCCACGUAGCCAACACCGUAGUGCGAAGACUCAGUCCAUUUGUCAGACAGGUGGACUUCGCGCUCGACUGGCUCUUCCUCGAAAGUGGCAGAGCAGUUUAUCGCCAAGGCGACGAGUCCGACUCUACGUUCGUAGUCCUAAGUGGCCGUUUGAGAUCCGUGAUUACCUACAAGAACGGCAAGAAAGAACUGGUGGCUGAAUAUGGUAAAGGAGACCUGGUGGGCAUAGUAGAAAUGGUCACCCAGACACCAAGAUCCACAACGGUCAUGGCUGUUCGUGAUUCCGAAUUAGCCAAGUUACCAGAAGGUCUCUUCAACGUUAUCAAGCUUAGAUAUCCUAUUGUAGUCACCAGACUGAUUAAUCUACUCGGACAUCGUAUACUGGGAUCCUGGCAAGCUAAAAAUGGCACCAGUGACACACAACGACAAGCAGCUACUGUCGAUGCUCGUCCAUCCCAAGUAAAUUUCUCAACAGUAGCCAUCGUACCAAUCUCAGAGGAUGUUCCUCUGACCGCAUUCACUUAUGAACUGUAUCAUUCACUAUGUACUAUCGGUCCAUGUCUAAGAUUAACGUCGGAUGUCGUCCGCAAAACCCUGGGCACUUCUAUAAUGGAGCCAGCUAACGAGUACAGACUAACCUCAUGGUUGGCACAGCAAGAGGAUCAGCAUCGAAUAUCCCUGUAUCAAAGCGACUCCAGUUAUACCCUCUGGACGCAGAGAUGUGUUCGUCAGGCGGACUGUAUUCUCAUCGUAGGUUUAGGAGAAUGUCCACCAAGUCUGGGUCGCAUUGAACGUGAGGUUGAACGUUUAGCUAUGCGUACACAGAAGGAAUUAGUUUUACUACACAGAGAACAGAGUGGUCAGCGCCCAUCGAAUACCGUCCAAUGGCUGAACAUGAGAUCUUGGGUUUCUAGUCAUCAUCAUAUACAGUGUCCCAAGCGGAUGUUCACUAGAAGAUCUCAAUACCGCAUUAACGAACUAUAUUCAAAGGUCUUAAUGUCAGAGCCCAAUGUGCAUAGUGACUUCAGCCGAUUAGCUCGCUGGCUCACAGGCACCUCCGUCGGCUUAGUUCUAGGAGGUGGUGGUGCACGUGGAGCAGCUCACAUUGGAAUGCUCAAAGCUAUCCUAGAAGCAGGCAUCCCUAUUGACAUGGUCGGCGGUGUCAGCAUCGGGGCCUUCAUGGGCGCACUCUGGUGCAUGGAAAAAAAUAUUACUACAACCACGCAAAAAGCUCGUGAAUGGUCAAAGAAAAUGACUCAAUGGUGGCGACAAAUGCUUGACCUGACUUAUCCCAUGACGUCGAUGUUCUCUGGAAGGGAUUUUAAUAAAACUAUACAGGCUACCUUCGGGGACACCUACAUAGAAGAUCUCUGGCUUCCGUACUUCACCAUAACGACAGACAUCACCGCGUCUUCGAUGCGCACGCACACACACGGCUUGCUAUGGAGAUACAUUCGAUCCAGUAUGACCAUUGCGGGUGUUUUUCCUCCCGUAUGCGAUCCUCUCGAUGGACAUCUUUUGGUCGACGGGUGUUACGUUAACAAUGUACCAGCUGACGAGAUGCUCAGGCAAGGAGCCCAUCACAUCCUGGCCAUCGACGUUGGAUCUCAGGAUGAUACGGACUUGACUAACUAUGGAGACUCACUUUCGGGUUGGUGGUUACUUUGGAAACGAUGGAAUCCAUUUGCUACUCCUGUCAAGGUUCCUAAUCUACCGGAUAUCCAGACCAGGUUGGCUUACGUUAGCUGCGUCCGACAAUUGGAAGAGGUUAAGUCUUCGGAUUACUGUGAGUACAUCAGGCCACCGAUAGACAAGUACAAGACCCUUCAGUUUGCCAAUUUCGAUGAGAUCAAAGACGUCGGUUACCAACACGGAAAAACUUACUUUGAAGGUCAGUCUAAGGCUGGAGUACUGCCAAGGUUUAAUGCCGACCGGGAACAUGCCAGAGCGAUGCGUGCCAAGCAUCAAGCAGCCAAUGAACAGUCUAUAGCCGCGUACACGUUUACGGAUUUAGCGCAAAUGGUCUGCAAAGUCUCGACAGGAAGUCGGUAUGUGGAUUUGGACCUGGACUCGGAUUCAGAUGAGUUAGAAGAGUAUGAAGCUGAUCUAGAGGAAGACGCACAGGAAGUAGGAUACGCUUCUGAACCUACUGCUGGAAUUUUGGAUCAGAGUCCUCAGGAUAGUCGGCUACGGAGAAGAGCAGGUGUUUCUCUAAGUCUAUCUGAUACUGAAGCAGAAUCUGAACUGGAAUACCACCCGAAGAUAUUUUAACACGAGGAGUCAUUGAUGAGCCUUGUAAAAAUAGUGAAUCGGAAAAUCAAGAGGUCGUCGGAACUUCUUUUUGAGUAUGUAAAUCAAUCGAACAUUUAUUAUUAUUAUAAAAAAGUCCGGAGUGCGAAACAAAUGUUCGUAAAAAAGUACAAAAUAAUUGUCGACUGUAUUGAACAAUGCAAGUGUCCAGCAACUUGUUUCGAUAUCGCAGUGAAACUUGCCGUAACGGCAUGCUAGUAAUUGAUGCGAUCAUUGUUACAUUAUUAUUAUUAAUUAUUAUAAGAAUAUAACUGUUCUAUUUCCACAAAAA
Messenger RNA from Cephus cinctus (wheat stem sawfly), 4755 nucleotides. It is a transcript of the gene sws, whose product is annotated as neuropathy target esterase sws. Gene Ontology annotation, molecular function: phosphatidylcholine lysophospholipase A1 activity. Gene Ontology annotation, cellular component: endoplasmic reticulum. Gene Ontology annotation, biological process: phosphatidylcholine metabolic process. The transcript is spliced from 15 exons. Lineage: Eukaryota; Metazoa; Arthropoda; Insecta; Hymenoptera; Cephidae. Bases 417 to 4445 code for a protein of 1342 amino acids. The record is from RefSeq and is a predicted model, not a curated record.